Cinclus cinclus is the source of this 1469-nucleotide messenger RNA. It is a transcript of the gene FADS6, whose product is annotated as fatty acid desaturase 6. Gene Ontology annotation, cellular component: membrane. Gene Ontology annotation, molecular function: oxidoreductase activity, acting on paired donors, with oxidation of a pair of donors resulting in the reduction of molecular oxygen to two molecules of water. NCBI's taxonomy places the organism in Eukaryota, Metazoa, Chordata, Aves, Passeriformes, Cinclidae. Gene Ontology annotation, biological process: lipid metabolic process. The record is from RefSeq and is a predicted model, not a curated record.
ACUACUUCCCUCCUCUGCCGCCGUCGCUUCGCUGUGCCCUCUCUGAGCGCCCUCCCCACGGCCCCGCUGCCACGGCGGCUCCCCUCAAUGGGCCACGGAGGCGGAUUAUUGCCAUCGCUCAUCUGCAUUCGCCCUCCUCCCAGCCCUCCCCCUGCUCCUCCCUUCUCCGAAUCGCAGCCGCACCGCUCGGGCUGCCCGGCCACCCUGGGAUGGCCAGCGCCGGGAGAGCGGCGGGCCCGGGGCUGCCGUGAGAGAUGCCGCUGGAGGAUGGGGACUCGGUGAGGCUGGGGGGACGGCAGGACAACGGUGAGGUCAGCGGUAUCUCCCGGCUCAGGGGGAUGAGGGACCCCUCGCUCCGGGACACGACAGCACCUGGUGGCAGCAGGACAGACAUGAUGGCAGAGGGCUGGGAGCCGGGGACAGCACUGGGUGACGGGGACGUGACCUCCCGGGGAGCCCCACAGCGGACAGGGCAGCCCGAGGAAGCCUUGAUGAGCGAGCUCUCAGAGCUGGUGCAGAAGGUGGUGAAGAGCAGCAGCUGGUGGGAACGGCACGGCGUGGACAUCAGCAUCCUUGCCUGCAGCUUCCUCCUGCUCCCAGCAGGGUUCCUGUGCCUGCGGUCAGCCCAGGCCAUCCCUUUCCUGGCGGGUAUCCUCAUCCUUGGUGUGGUGCAUCAUACCCUGACUGUCAAGGGGAGCCACCUGGCCAGCCACAAUGCCUUGACUGAGUCCAAGUCCUGGGGCAAAGUGUGGGCUGUCUUCUUCAUUGAGCUCUGCUCAGCUUUCACAGUCGAGCAGGCCACCUACAACCAUGUUAAGAUCCACCAUGGCUACACCAACGUCAUCGGCCUGGGGGACUCCAGCACGUGGAAAGUUCCUUUCCUGAACUGCUACGUUUACAUGUUCAUCGCACCCCUUGCAGUGCCCAUUCUAACUCCUCUGGUUGCACUUGGUUUAUUGAGGAACGUGGAGUGGAAAGCAGCUCUCCGGACGCUGUGCUGCAUGUUUCUGGGGUUUUACUGCCAUUACUGGCUCCUGCUCCACAUCUCAGGCUUCCAGUCGCUGUGGUCUGCUCUGCUCUGCAUGUUGCUCACCCGCUCCCUCCUGGCCCAUCCCUACAUCCAUGUCAACAUAUUCCAGCACAUUGGCCUCCCCAUGUUCGCGGCCGACCGCAAACCCAAGCGGAUCCACCUCAUGAGCCUGGGUGUCCUCAACCUGCCCCGCAACGCCCUCCUCGACUGGUCCUUUGGCCACUCGCUCAUCAGCUGCCAUGUGGAGCAUCACCUCUUCCCCAGCCUCUCUGACAACAUGUGCCUGAAGAUCAAACCCAUCGUCUCCCAGUACCUGAAGCAGAAGAAGCUGCCCUACAAUGAGGAUACCUACAGCUCCAGACUCUGGCUCUUCCUCCAGAGAUACGAGGAGCUAAUGGUCCACGCUCCCCCCAUAACGGAGCUGGUGGGCAUCCAGUGA